UUGUGCUGGAAAUUUGAAUUUAUUGAUUUAAUGUGUUCAUAUUUAGGAACUAUUGAGUACUCCAUCAAAAACAACGAACAUGCCAUUAUCGUCAAAUACCACUCCUAUUAUUAUGGUUUUACAAACAGAAGAUAUCCCUGUGGAUAUUGAUGCAAUAAAGAAAGUUUCAAAAAUUGUUUCCAAAAGGAUGUAUUUGGAUCUGGAACCAAUGAAAUGCGCCAUCAAGUGUUAUGACCGAUGUCUUCAAAUCACAGAUCCAAGCUUUAAAAACAAGAUUGAUGUUUGGAAAGCUCUUACGUCUUUGGUAAAACAUGACUGUGCAGAUGUAGUCUUACAGGAAUUAGUGAAAGCAACAACCAGUCCAACAUCUGUAGAAGAGGAUUUGUGGUCAGACCUCAAUAAUUCCAGUCCUCAUCAGGGCUUGUCCCUGUAUUUUCUAAAUUGCCUUGUUGGCUGGUCAUGUGAUGGUGCUGUUGCUUCCAGUGAACUUCUUAAAAAGGUUCUUGAGAAAGCCAAAGAUGACAGCACUGCAAAAGAGACAUUUGUAAAUAUGGUAGUGUUGCUGGGAAGACAUAUAAAAUUGAUAGGAAGAUUGGAUGAAAUUGCUUUGCAAUGCAGCAGUCUCUUGAAAGGCAUUGAAAUCUUGAUAAACCAGCCCGUGAUGAUUGAUUUCUUGUCUGAAGAAUUCAUAAAAGAAGUCCAAGAAAGUUCCACACGGUUGGGAAGAUUCUACCACGAGAAAUCCUUGUUUUCAGCAUUCUUAUCCUUGACUACAUUAGAAGCUAAAGUGACGGGCAAAUCACAGGCAUCCAAGCCAUUUCUAAGUCUUCCAAACUUUCCACGUUCGUCUCCUGAUGACAUUAAACGUGUACAGAGCCAACUUCAAGAUGGAUUUCAUUCUUGUCAAUCGGUUGUUUACAGCAUUUUACGAAAGGUUUUGGCCAAAUAUCCGCAAAGUGCCCUGGCAUGGAUUGCUUCAGUGGUAGCUGAUAAUGACAUCCGAUCAAAAGCCCUUCUGAGUGAAAAUCCCGAUGAAUCCAUAGCCUGUGAUGGAUACAUGAUGAAUUUCUGUCAUGUUCUCCUUCGUCUUUGUGAGCCAUUUUUCGUGAAUAAAGGGGAAACAAAAAUCGCCAAUAUUGCCACUGGAUACUGCCUGUCUGACGCCUGCCGUUUGAAUCACAACAAUGAACGAACACUAAGUGGCUCCUGUAUUGAAAAUGAAGAAAUUGAAAGCUCAACAAAUUUUAUUCUGCCGGAUGGAUUAAAAGGAACGUUUAUUUUAAAAACUGAAAUGUUCCAUAUGACACAGCGGGCCCUUCAUAUUGGACUGGUUAACACAAUACAGCACCACAACAGGCUUUUUAGACAAUAUUUAGUMUUAAAAGAAAUGAAUGAAGGAAAAGAAGAAGAAUAUGUUCAAAAAGUUAUAUCGAUGUUUGUAUUUCAGUGGAGGACUGUAUUAGAAGACGAAGAGUUUAUGCGACUUUGCUGCGAGUUUUACCUUACUAGUGCCUUMUGGUUGUCAAAAGCACUAGAGAAUUGUGAGCGAUCACCUACUGGAGAGAAAUUAUGCGAUGACGAGGUGAAAAAGAAUCAAAAAGGCUUGUUAUCGGCRAUUCCUGAAUUCUACGUCAAAGACAUGUGUACUUGGUUUUAUUACGUGGCAGUGAACGGUCCACAUGUACUGCGUAAUCUCAAGAUAAUUCAUUUUGUGGACUGCUGUGCCAUGAUUAUGAGUAGCAAAGGUUUUGUACCGGGUCCAAUGGUGUCAAGCAAGAUUGUCACUGCAUUAUUAUCGUUUGCUGACAGCUGUAACAGAAAUAAAAACAAAGACUCUCUCCUUGAAACCGCAAGRUGGGGAAGUGGGGUCGAGGGAUGUCUAACUGCUGCGGUGGUAGUUUCGCCAAUCAUUCGAGAAAAGCUAGCAURAGCUCUAAUCCAGACAUACACGUCUGUCGAUGUUGUCGAAGGGCUGGAUGUCGAUAAAGAAGAGUUUGAUAAAUUUACCUCAAGAUCAGAAGUGAUAAAGCUUCUUCAAUUUUUGUGGAAGUAUCCAGAAAGUAGAGCUGUGCUGAAGAAAAAAUGCGAAAACAGCGAAGUAGAUGGAUUUCUAAGUUCAGUUCUCGACAGUUUACUUUACUUGUUGAAUGAUGGUUUGUCGCGUUUGGCRAACGUCAGCAAAUUGCAAAAGUCCAUCGAAGAUGAGUCAAAGUGGGAGGAGAUGGACUUGCAAGAACAAAAGCAAAAAACAACAUUUUUGAAAAACGAGGAACACGUGUCCAAGUCGUUCAUGCUGAUGGCAAAUACAACUUUAASUUUCUUGGCUUUGAUUACACAAGAGUCUGAAGUAGCUCGUUGCUUCUGUCGAAAACCUUUAUCCCASCGAGCAGCAUCAGCGAUKAUCGGGUUCCUUAACUCUUUGUGUGGACCGAGAAGGGUUGAUCUUAAAGUGAAAAACAUGGAAAGGUAUUCUUUCAAUCCACGUGACCUAUUAGGAAAGCUCUCCACAGUGUUCUCCUGUAUUGCUAGCUCAGAUCACAAGACAGUUGAACGUCAGUUUGGCCGUGAUAUGGCGACAGAUCCUGACUURAGCAAACCUAUCGUGGAACAAGCUGUGAGAACUCUCACGCGGCACGACCUUGUGUCCCCAGAAACCAUAGCAGAACUUGAAGUUUUUAUUAAUCGGUGUGAACUUCAUGAAGAAAUGGAACUUAGCGAAUCGUCACGUGAUCAGACGCCUCCAGAAAAAAACCCAUCCGAACAAGACGAUGAAGAAUUUGAAAGAUUGUACGUGGAGAAAUUUAACGAUGAGCGACACGGAACUUGUCAGUUGCUGGAGGUAACGGCGUUUCAGUCUUUUCGUUCGCAACCAGUCAAUCAAAGAUGCUCAAAGAUCCGGGCGUUGAUGCGUGAGAUAACACAGCUCAAAGACUGUCUUCCUAUACAUGCCAACUCGUCGAUAUUUGUAAGACAGGAUGAAGAACGAAUGGACUUUGCUCGUACACUGAUAACUGGUCCAGUAGAUACUCCAUACAGUCGKGGAUGUUUUGUUUUUGAUGUGUAUUUUCCAUCUAAUUAUCCUAAUGUACCACCGCUGGUCAAGCUGAUUACAACUGGUAACGGUACUGUCAGAUUUAAUCCAAACUUGUAUGCUGAUGGAAAGGUAUGURUAAGUUUACUUGGUACGUGGCAUGGUGGUGACUCAAGUGAAAAGUGGAAUCCCAAAACCUCUUCUUUGUAUCAGGUUCUUCUAUCGAUCCAAGGAAUGAUAUUAAUUCCUGAUCCUUGUUUUAACGAACCUGGCUAUGAAAGCAUUCGAGGCACAGAUGAUGGAAAUGAACUGUCACACAAAUACAACGCUACAAUUCGUCUCGCUACAAUCCGUCACGCCAUCUUAGCGCAAAUACGAUAUCCUCCUGCAGGUUUUGAAGAUGUUGUCCUUACUCAUUUUCGACUCCAAAAAGAAUACAUUUUAAGACAAGUCUACGAAUGGCUUCAGCAGUGUCGAGAACCAGACGAGGAACGGCGAAUGCUGAGGGAUAUCGAAGAGCUGAAAGUAGAGCUUCACAAAUUGUAAAGUAUGUUAUUACAAGGACAAAUCACGGUGAUUUUCCCUCGGAUGCAGAGCUGUGAAAGCAAUUCACCGACGCAGCGAUGCGUGUCUUAUCUCGCCAAAUACACAAAAACAGGAAAAAGAAAAUGGACGAUGAAGCGAUUACCUUUAUUUUCUUAAAUGGCCUGAACACCACCAAUGUAUGAUAUCGGCUACCAUAAUUUCUUAUCAUUGAUGUUCAACCUAUUAUACUAGAAGAGCAAGAAGAUUUCUACAAUAAAACUUUUAGGCUCAAUUAUAGUUCUGACUGACGUUAUCCGUUCUUUAUUGAUAUUUAUGGAUACAUUUCAGAAAGAACAUCACAUUUACGUCCAAAGGUUUCCAUACGCAAUGAUCCGCCAAUUUCUUCACUUAUUUGAUAGAUUUUUUGCUCCCGUAGUUUGUGACGCCAUAUUGUCGUUCACCUUCUGUAGUGUAUUUUGCGAUGUUGGAUGCAGAAACACUGCUUUGAUUAUGUCAGUUAACAAAACGAAGACACUAGAUUAAAUAUUUGUUCUGAGACAAUCUUUCGUUUAUGUGUAGUUUAAAACAUAACUAAUAUUAAUUGAACCAUAAUUAAAACUUUGUAAGUUUAUAUUUUAAAUAUUUUGUAAAAAGCGUGGAGGAAAAUGCAUGUUUGACCAAAUUGAACAGAUGGCGUUAAGAAUAAUGUCAGAAGUUAUGUACUUCUGAUAAUGUUUGAUUUUGUAA
Messenger RNA from Exaiptasia diaphana, 4303 nucleotides. Its product is annotated as probable ubiquitin conjugation factor E4. Gene Ontology annotation, molecular function: ubiquitin-ubiquitin ligase activity. The record is from RefSeq and is a predicted model, not a curated record. Gene Ontology annotation, biological process: protein polyubiquitination. NCBI's taxonomy places the organism in Eukaryota, Metazoa, Cnidaria, Anthozoa, Actiniaria, Aiptasiidae. Gene Ontology annotation, cellular component: ubiquitin ligase complex; cytoplasm; nucleus. Bases 80 to 3577 code for a protein of 1165 amino acids. The transcript has 36 exons.